Closterium sp. Naga37s-1 is the source of this 1611-nucleotide messenger RNA. Lineage: Eukaryota; Viridiplantae; Streptophyta; Zygnematophyceae; Desmidiales; Closteriaceae. The record is from the annotation of a GenBank genome assembly.
AUGGGUGCCAUCGCUCGGAUCGAGCCGGGCGGGACAACAAAACGGCGAGUCGCGGAAGACAGCCAAUUCUUCGAUCAUCUCGUGGACCUCAUACCGCUGCGCCACUACCUCCCGUCGCAAGCUGACUCUGUCGCCCUGAAGUAUGAGAAGGUGGAGGGAGGCAAGGCAGAGGCGAAACGGGCAGCUAAGGAGCAGUCGAAGAAAGCAAAGAGGCUUAAGCACCCGCCGUUUACUUUCCCUUCCCCACCCCUACUUCUGCCCCCGCAGCAGCCCAGUGCACCUCUCAGGCCCCGGGCCCUUUUGGACCCAGCAGCUGCGCAGCGCACCUCCCAGGCGCUGCAUGCCCUUUUUGGCGCUAAUUCCCCUUUGUCCUGUCCCCCUUCUUCCCUUCCAAAUUACCUCCCCCAGUUGGACCCCGCAGCAGCUCAGCGCACCUCCCAGGCGCUGCAGGCGCUUCUGGACCCUGCAGCAGCGCAGCGCACCUCCCAGGCACUGCAGGCGCUUGUAGGCGCUAAUUCCCCUUUGUCCCCCUUCUUCCCCCCCCAAAUUACCCCCCCCCAGCUAGACCCAGCAGCAGCGCAGCGCACCUCCCAGGCGCUGCAGGCGCGGCAGCAGCAGCAGGAGCAAGGGGGAGGGCGCGGGGGGGCGGGCGGAUUCGGGGGAGGUGGUUUUGGGACAGGGGGGGGAGGGGGAGGGGAAGGAAAGAAGGGCGGGAAGGGGGAGAUGGACGAUCCAAUGGAUCAAUUGUUGAAGGAAGCAGGAGUGGGCAGGAAGGGGCGAGCAGCAGACUAUCAGGAGCUGAGAGCGCGGCUGCAGCAGCGACUGGAGGAGCUGAGGAAGCGGAGGAACGCGGAGAGAGCCUCUGCUGCUAGCGAGUGGCGGAAGAAGCAGAGAGAGACGGGCGCUGAGGGGGACACGAAGGGGAAGAAGGGGGGGAAGGAGCGGAAGAAGGGGAAAGGAGGGGGUGGGGGUGGGGGUGAGAGGGAGGGCGCGGUGGUGGGUGGGAAACGGAAGCAGCAGGAGAGGGAAGGGGAUGGGGGGAAGGAGGGGAAGAGGGAGCGAUUUGGGAAGGAGAAGGGUGGAGGGAAGGGAGGAAGAGGAGGGUUAGCCGGAGCAGCAGCAGGAGGAGGAGGAGGAAGAGCAGGGGGGAGAGGAGGGGAGGGGCAUGGGUUAGCAGAUGAUGAGGUGAUUCCUUUAGAUUUGGAGUUUGGGCGGGUGAAGCUGGGGGAUAAGGCAGCAGCAGGGCCGGGGAUGGGAGGCGGGAAGAAGGGGAAGGAGGGCGGGAAGGUAUCUGCCAAGAAGCUUCUGGAGCAAGCGGCUAAGAUUCAGGAGAAGCUCAAGGGGCGGAAACUGGGAGACAAGGCGCUGGCUGAAGUGGAGACCCACCUGUGGAACGCGGCGAGCAGCAGGGCGGCAGGCGGAAAGGUCUUUGACGAUCCCAACAUGCUGAGCAAGCAGCAGAAGAGGGAGCAGCGGCAGAAGGAGAAGAGCGCUAAGCUAUGGAAGGAGAGGCAGAUGACAGUGCGUAAAGCAAUGAAGGAUAGACAGGACAAGCGCAAGGGGAACAUUCAGGAGCGGAAGGACAAUAAGAUUGCUGCUAAGAUCGCUCGG